AUGAACGCAAAUGUCUCGUCGUUUUUAAAUGAAAAUGUAGUAGGAGCAACAACAACAAAUUAUUCAUAUUAUUGGCCCGCAUUAUUGCUCACUUCAUUUUCAUUUAUUGGUAUUAUUGGAAAUUUACUAGUGUGUUUAGCUAUAGCUACAGAAAAAAAAUUACAAAAUAUAACAAAUUGGUUUCUAUUUUCAUUGGCUUUAGCCGAUAUGCUUGUCAGUGGACUCGUUAUACCAUUAGCUAUUGUUAAAGAAUUUACAGGUUUAUGGAUAUUGGGUCCACUGAUAUGUGAUUUAUGGAUAUUUUUGGAUGUAUGUUCAUGUACAUCAUCGAUAAUGCAUAUUGUUGUUAUAUCGAUUGAUCGUUAUCUAGCGAUAGAAGAUCCAUUGAAUGCACGAAAUCGUAAUCGUAAAUGUAAAAUAUGGGGACUUAUUAUACUUGUAUGGUUCAUAGCUAUUUUUCUCUCAUCACCAAUCAUUUUUUUGGGAAUAAUUAAUCCAAAUAAUGUUAUUGUUAAUGGUCAAUGUUUAUUAAAUAAUAAUAUAUUUAUAAUUUAUGGUUCUGUUGUUGCAUUUGUUAUACCAUUAUGUAUUGUUAUUGUCAUGUAUACAUUAACUGUUAAUAGAUUAAAAAAACAAAUUAAACAAUGUCAGACUCAAUUAGCUAAUGAACAAUUGGCAAGAGCUGCUAGUCUUGUAGCAAGACCAUUUCUUCGACGACAUAUACCAAUAGCAACAACGACAAAAACACAAACAUAUAUUCCAAUGAAAAAGUUAAAUAAUUCGAUUAGACGAACUCGUUUAAAAAACGCUAAUCAAUGUUCCAUUGAAACAGAUAAUAAUUCAGACAAUGAAUUAACAAAACCCAUCGUAGAUAUUAAUAAUAGUACUAGUACUACUCAUCGACGUAUUCUUAAACUUGUUGAAAAUUCAUUACCACAAUCAUCAGAUGACAGUGAAGAAGAUUUAACAGAUGUAAAUCAAACAAAUACAAUUAGUAUUUCGCCCACAUCUUCAUUUCGUCAACGAACUCAUUCACCUCAUGCCGAAUAUUCCCAAUGUCCAAAAAAUCCAUUUUGUCAAUUAAAAUGUACAUGUCAACAUCAUCAUCAACAACAACAACAACAACAACAACAGCAAUUACAACAAGUUGAAAAACAAAAAUUAAUUGAGACAGGUGGUACAACGCCAUCAUUAACCACAAAUCAAACUGAACAAUCAAAAUCAUUUAUUAAUUUUUUUAAACAUGUACGUCAGUGUAUGCAUGGUAGUAAUGUUGAUGAACGUCAACAACUACAAUUACGAACAGCAAAACCGUUUAAUGGUCGACCAUCGUUAAAACGACGACGAUUACGUCAAAGACCGUACAACAUUAGUAGUCGAUCAAAAAGUUCAGCGGUAAGAAAUGAACAAAAAGCCGUAAAAGUACUCGGAGUUGUAUUUGUUAUAUUUGUUAUUGCUUGGUUUCCAUUUUGUAUUAUGAAUCUAUUACAAGCUGUAUGUAAAAAAUGUUUAAUUAAUAUACAAAUUAUAAAUAUUCUGUCAUGGUUAGGUUAUGUAAGUUCAACAAUAAAUCCUCUCGUUUAUACAAUAUUUAAUCGUAAUUUUCGAAUUAAAUUUAUACAAUUAUUAAAAUUUCAAUGUUAUUCAACAACAAAUUUAUACUAUUUACAUCAUAAUCAACAUACUAGUCGUUUACAACGAAAAAAUUGUCUAAUAAUUAAUGACAUUAAACGAUUUAAUAAACAAUAUCAGACAGAAACACAACAAUCCCCACAAACAAAAUUAUCGAUGCCAUCAAAUAUUUAA
This is a messenger RNA of Didymodactylos carnosus, 1806 nucleotides long. The record is from the annotation of a GenBank genome assembly. Lineage: Eukaryota; Metazoa; Rotifera; Eurotatoria; Philodinida; Philodinidae.